Molecule: messenger RNA, 3633 nt
Organism: Salarias fasciatus (jewelled blenny)
Lineage: Eukaryota; Metazoa; Chordata; Actinopteri; Blenniiformes; Blenniidae
Product: E3 ubiquitin-protein ligase TRIM39-like
Exons: 2
Coding region: 122-1753 (543 amino acids)
Molecular function (GO): zinc ion binding; protein binding
Source: RefSeq, a predicted model, not a curated record
UGAAAGUGAAAGUUAAAGUCAGAGCUGCAGUUCAGACACGUCUCUGAGUUUAUCUGUAAAGAAAUCUAACCUGAGUUCAUCGGGACUUCCACAGACACUGACUCCAACACUGUGUGCGAAGAUGUCUGCUGCCAGCAAUCUGCGCUCUGAAGAUCAGUUUCUGUGCUCCAUCUGUCUGGAAGUGUUCACUGAUCCAGUCUCCACACCAUGUGGACACAACUUCUGCAACCAGUGCAUCACUCAGCACUGGAACACCAAGGUCAUCAGUGACUGUCCCCUGUGUAAGAAACAGUUCAGACCAAGACCUGAACUCAACGUCAACACCUUCAUCUCUGAGAUGGUUUCUCAGUUCAGACGUGAAGCUGAACUCAAAGCCAGCAGCAGCUCAGAGCAACAAGCUGCCAAACCAGGAGAAGUUCCCUGUGACGUCUGCACUGGAACCAAAGUGAAGGCCCUCAAGUCCUGCCUGGAGUGCCUGGUCUCCUACUGUCAGACUCAUCUGGAGCCUCAUCUGACAGUGUCAGGCCUGAAGAAACAUCAGCUGAUGGAGCCUGUGGAGAACCUGGAAGGCAGGAUGUGUCUGAAGCACCAUAAACCUCUGGAGCUGUUCUGUCAGAGAGAGCAGACAUGUGUCUGCAUGAUGUGCUCUGUUUUAGAGCACAAGAACCACGAGUUUGUUCCUCUGAGUGAAGAAUGUGAAGGAAAGAAGAAGGAGCUGAGGAAGACAGAGGCUGAGAUGCAGCAGAUGAUCCAGGAGAGACGAGUGAAGAUCAAGGAGAUCAGAGAGUGUGUGAAGAGGAGUAAAGCUGCUGCAGACAGAGAGAAAGCAGAAGGUGUUGAGGUGUUCACUGCUCUGAAGGAGUGUGUUGAGAGAGGCCUGAAGCAGCUGAUGGAGAGGAUGGAGGAGGAAGAGGAAGCCAGAGAGAAACAGGCUGAAGGUCUCAUCAGAGAUCUGGAAGAGGAGAUCUGUGAGCUGAUGAAGAGGAGCUCAGAGAUGGAGCAGCUCUUCCUCUCUGAAGACCACCUCCACCUCCUCCAAGGCUUCUCCUCCCUGAAAGCUGCUCUACCCACCAAGGACUGGACAGAGGUCAGCGUCCGUCCAUCAUCAUAUGAGGGGACUGUGGUGAGAGCUGUGGCUCAGCUGGAGGAGACUCUCAGCAAAGAGAUGAAGAAGCUGUUUGAGGCUGAUCUGAAGAGGAAGCAGCAGUUUGCAGUGGAUGUGACUCUUGAUCCUGAUACAGCUCAUCCUCAACUCAUCCUGUCUGAUGAUGGAAAACAAGUGAGUCAUGGUGAUGUGAGGAAGAAGCUUCCAGAUAAGCCAGAGAGAUUUGAUUAUUGUGUGUGUGUUUUAGGAAAACAGAGUUUCUCUUCAGGUAAAUUUUACUUUGAGGUUCAGGUUAAAGGAAAGAUUAACUGGGAUUUAGGAGUGAGCAAAGAGUCCAUCAACAGGAAGGGAGAGAUCACACUGAGGCCUGAUAAAGGUUUCUGGACAAUAUGGCUGAGAAAUGGAAAUCAAUACUCAGCUCCUGCAGUGCGUCUGUCUCUGAGUUCUGCUCCUGAGAAGGUGGGGGUGUUUGUGGAUUAUGAGGAGGGUCUGGUCUCUUUUUAUGAUGUAGCUGCUGCAGCUCUGAUCUCCUCCUUCACUGGCUGCUGCUUCACUGACAAACUCCUCCCAUACUUCAGUCCCUGUUUUAAUGACGGUGGUAAAAACUCUGCUCCUCUGAUCAUCUGUCCUGUCAAUCAAACUGUCUGAUGAGGAAGAUUCACCAACAAUUAAUGAGCUUGUUGGAAAGUAAAAGAUUGACUCUGAUUGAUUUGAUCAAAUCCAGAUGUUCAGUCUGCACUAAACUCACAUUCUUCUCUUCAGUCUUUGAUUAUUGGACCAUUGUUUGAAUGAAUCCAGACCAAUCAGUCAUGAUGUCCACUUCCCUGAUAUGAAGUGCUGAAGCUGCCCUGACCCACUGAGACAUGGACUCCUCUACACCUCUGAAGACCUGCUGGUUUACCUGGCACCAGGAUGGAGCAGCAGCUCCUUUGACUAUCCUUUGAAGACUGUGUCCAAAAGUAUAACAUUUCUAUUUCAAGGAAAGACUUUGCCAACUUAUGUAAAGCAAUUCCUAUUCCCUUACUCCGUAUGAUACAAAGUAACUUUCAGUCCUCUGUUACCUCCCCUUCUCUACCUUCUCUUAGAGUUGGUGAGGUUAACUUAUUGGACAAAAAAUGUGACAACCAAAACAUCAGUUUGACCUUUAAAAAGAAAAAUUGGAAUGGUUUUGAUUCAUGCUCGUUACGUAAUAUAGAUAUUUCUCUGAGGAAAAAGUCUUUCUCCUUCUACCUUUCAUUCCCUGUCACCCCUAAAGUAAAAGAAACCCAUUUUAAGAUUAUAUCAGCAAUAUACCCUGUUAAUGACUUCUUUAAAAAAAGAUUUGGAUUUGAUGUGUACCCCUGUACUUUCUGUUCAACUGAAAGUGAAACAUUAGACCAUCUGUUUUUUAAUUGUUCCCCAGUCAACAUAUUUUGGUGUGAAAUUCAUAAUUGGCUGUCCCUGAAAAUUGAAAACAUUCCUCCAUUUACUUAUAACGAUAUUAUCUACUUUAUGGACAAUCUGGACACACAAUUUUCGGAUGUCAUCAAUCUUGUGGUUAUUUUGGGUAAAUACUAUUUACACUGCUGUAAGUGGAACAACACUAUUCCCUCCUUCAUUGCUUUCACCCACUCCUUGACCACAUACUUUAAAUCACUGAAAAAGAUGGAAAAACUUAAUAAGAAAGCAAAAAAAUUGAUCACAACUAUUUCUAAAUCCUUGCUUUUUUGAAAUGUUGUGCCUGCAUCUUGUGCCUUUGUUUACUGUUCUUUUAUUCUUUUAUUUUUGCAUAUAUAUAGUGUCCAUUUGCUGUAAAUUUCUGUUUACUGUGCCAAAUACACUAGUUUGAAUUGUGUCUAUAUAUUUUGCACCCUGACUUGUUUUGUAAAUACUUUGUUCUAAAUAAAGAUUUGAUUUAAAGAACAAAAAAAAAAAAAAAAAAAAAAAGCAGGUCCUUUGACUCCUUUGACUUGUGAGCUGUUAGCUUCUUGGAUCAGACUUGUUUGUCCACUGAGUGAGAUGUGGGGAAUUCAGAGGCCAAGUCAACUUUUCAAAGUGGUUGUUGUGUUCCUCAAAGCAUUCCUGAAGCCUUUUAGCUCUGUGGCAGGGUGAGAAAUGAAAAGGAAGAAGGAAGGAGAAUAAGAAGGACUGAAUACAAUCCAUGUGACAAACACCAUCCAUCCAUCUUCUCCACCUCUUUCUCCAGCAGAAGUUCAGGGGCUGUUGUAGGAACUAGCAGCUUGAUCAUUUGUCUCACUGUGGACUGCUAAAUGUCUCCAAUCUCUCAGAUGACUUUGUGUCUUCUUCCAGCUUCAUGCAGCUCAACAAUUCUUCACAGAUCUUCUUCUUGUGAUGCUUCCUUCACAUCAGCAGAUGUUUCUUGUGUUUGGUGUUUUUCUUGGUCACAGUUGUUCUUCAGUUUGGAUCAAUCUUUCAUCUGAACUCAAGUUAACAUGUUUUAGACUCAUUAUCCUGAAAGUUCAUUUAUUUCUUCCAGCAGCUGUGAGAAUGUUUAAUGGAUAUUUUCAAUAAAAAUGUAAUGAAAUGUU